AGCAAAAAUUGGGGAAUAGGUUAAGGUGGAAUGUAUCUUCUCUCCCACUCCCUAAUUCCCAAUCGUGCAAUCUCUCCAACCUUGCGUCUUGGAUCAGCCAGAGUGGUGAGAGCAAUGGGGGCCCACACCACUACUCUCGAACUCAAUCGCUUCGCCGAGGUCGGUAACAGAGUCGCCGAUGCCGCCGGUGAAGUUAUCCGCAAAUAUUUCAGGAACAAAUUAGACAUUCUUGACAAACAUGAUCUCAGUCCAGUAACCAUAGCGGAUCAAUCUGCUGAGGAAGCUAUGGUUUCAAUCAUACAAGACAAUUUCCCUUCUCAUGCCAUUUACGGAGAGGAAAAUGGAUGGAAGUGUAAAGAAAAAAGUGCUGACUAUGUUUGGGUAUUAGAUCCCAUUGAUGGUACAAAGAGCUUUAUUACUGGGAAACCCUUAUUUGGUACUCUCAUUGCUCUUCUACAAAACGGCUCACCAAUCCUUGGCAUAAUUGAUCAACCUGUGUUAAGAGAAAGAUGGAUUGGGAUAACUGGAAAGAGAACUACGCUGAAUGGACUAGAAGUGUCCACACGCACUUGUGCGGACCUUUCUCAAUCAUACUUGUACACCACAAGCCCGCACCUGUUCAGUGGAGAUGCAGAAGAGGCAUUCAUCCGUGUUAGAAGCAAGGUUAAAACUCCAUUAUAUGGCUGCGACUGCUAUGCAUAUGCUCUUUUGUCUUCUGGCUUUGUGGAUCUUGUUGUUGAGUCCGGUCUGAAGCCAUACGAUUUUCUUGCAUUGAUACCUGUCAUUGAAGGCGCUGGGGGUAUCAUAACUGAUUGGAAAGGACAUCAACUCUCUUGGCAGGCUUCUCCACUUUCAAUCGCUACAAGUUUUAAUGUGGUGGCGGCUGGUGACAGACAGAUUCAUCAACAGGCUCUAGAUUUAUUACAAUGGAAGUGACAGUAUGGAUAAUAACCGAGUACAAUUUGAUGUUUGUAAUCUUCUCUGUAAGCCGUGUCUUGGUUCAGACGUUCCUGCGGACGUGUAUUAUGAUGCCAUUGUUCAGUUUUUAUUUAUUAAGGACGUAUUUUAUGAAUUGUUUUUAGCACUACGAACAAAUAAAUUUGAGCUGGUCAAUAACGUAGCAAACAAACUGAGCAGAUGGUGAAGGGUAGUAGUCGACUAUAAACACUGUGUAACGAGGAAACGCUGAUUUACAACCUUGCAACGACCUCCUAAUUGCUCAUCUUUUUAAGA
Gastrolobium bilobum is the source of this 1233-nucleotide messenger RNA. RefSeq names its product bifunctional phosphatase IMPL2, chloroplastic. The transcript has 9 exons. Lineage: Eukaryota; Viridiplantae; Streptophyta; Magnoliopsida; Fabales; Fabaceae. The coding region runs from base 31 to 936 and encodes 301 amino acids. Gene Ontology annotation, biological process: L-histidine biosynthetic process. Gene Ontology annotation, molecular function: histidinol-phosphatase activity. The record is from RefSeq and is a predicted model, not a curated record.